AUGUGUGGAGCCACUGCGCUUACAUGGUCUCACACCAUCUCUCCAUCGUUUCACCUUCCUCGAUCCCUCCCUACCAGAGAGCCUAGGAGCUUCAGCGUUUGGUGUGUCACCGAUCAAGAUGCCAAGGGAAAUAAAAUGAUCAUAUCUGUAACUGGAGCAACAGGUUUUAUUGGUAGAAGGUUGGUGCAAAAACUCCAUGCAGCAAAAGACUUUCCUGGAAUCAAGAUUGCAGAAGGGCCAGAAUGGAAAGAUAGCAUUCAGGGCUCUACGGGGGUUGUGAAUUUGGCUGGACUACCCAUAAGUACCCGAUGGGCUCCUGAGAUAAAGAAGGAAAUCAAGCAAAGCAGGAUUAGAGUGACCUCAAAGAUUGUAGAGUUGAUUAACAGUGCACCAGCUGAAAUUCGACCUAAAGUUCUUGUUAGUGCAACAGCUGUUGGUUAUUAUGGUACCAGUGAGACACAAGUUUGUAGGGAAUGGGAAUCCACAGCCCUGAAGGUAAACGGAGAUGUUAGACUGACUCUAAUUCGCAUUGGAGUUGUUCUUGGUAAAGAUGGUGGAGCACUAGCUAAAAUGAUACCUCUCUUCAACUUGUUUGCUGGUGGACCUUUAGGCUCUGGAAAACAAUGGUUCUCCUGGAUUCAUUUGGAUGACAUUGUGAAUUUAAUAUAUGAAGUGCUAUCAAAUCCAUCUUACAAAGGUGUUAUCAAUGGAACUGCACCAAAUCCUGUGAAAUUGGCAGAAUUGUGUGACCAGCUGGGACAUGUCUUGGGUCGUCCCUCAUGGCUGCCGGUACCAGAUUUUGCGCUCAAGGCUGUCCUAGGAGAAGGUGCUUCUGUGGUUUUAGAAGGGCAGAGAGUGCUUCCUACUCAAGCUAAGAAGCUGGGUUUCUCAUUCAAAUAUUCUUACGUGAAGGAUGCCCUUAAAGCAAUUCUUUCUUGA
Molecule: messenger RNA, 939 nt
Organism: Sphenostylis stenocarpa
Lineage: Eukaryota; Viridiplantae; Streptophyta; Magnoliopsida; Fabales; Fabaceae
Source: the annotation of a GenBank genome assembly